Paramecium pentaurelia is the source of this 349-nucleotide messenger RNA. The record is from the annotation of a GenBank genome assembly. NCBI's taxonomy places the organism in Eukaryota, Ciliophora, Oligohymenophorea, Peniculida, Parameciidae.
AAUGGACAGUGAAUAACAUUAAUACAUCAAACUUAAAUUUGUAAUACUAGAAAAAGAUUGGCCUUAUCCAAAUUUUGAAAUUGUUGUAGCUUACAAUGAUCCACUCAUGUUCAUCAAUAAAGAAUUGUAAGAUAGACAUGGAGGUAUUACAGAUAUUAGAUUAUAUUUGGAUGCUGAAAAGCAAAAUCAGUAAUAUUAUUAAACCACAAUUAGAUUACAAUAUAUAUUUAAUAAAAAAAUAGGAGAUGCUCUAUCAAUCAAAGGAUCAAAUUCUCAAGACACAGCUCCUAUUGUUACUAUCUAUUAUGAUUUUAAAAAUGCCAUCAAAUCCCCAGUACAAUUAUUUUGA